Messenger RNA from Zychaea mexicana, 6444 nucleotides. RefSeq lists its product as uncharacterized. The coding region runs from base 242 to 6367 and encodes 2041 amino acids. The transcript is spliced from 15 exons. NCBI's taxonomy places the organism in Eukaryota, Fungi, Mucoromycota, Mucoromycetes, Mucorales, Lichtheimiaceae. The record is from RefSeq and is a predicted model, not a curated record. Gene Ontology annotation, cellular component: endosome; trans-Golgi network. Gene Ontology annotation, biological process: Golgi to endosome transport.
UAACUCUAAAAGUAUAUUACAUUAGUCUUUUCAAGCUUAUCCACAGUUUCCAGUGAUUCCACAAAAACAUACCGUAGCCAAACGCUUAGCACAAUGUUUGAAUCCGGGAUUCCCUGCAGGUGUUCAUCAAAAGACGCUGGAUGUGUACGCCUACAUCUUGGAAACAAUUGGAACGGAUCAAUUGGCAGAUGACUUGGCUUUGUGGUCUCUCGGGUUAUUCCCUUUUGUACAAUACGCUGCGAUGCAUGUCAAGCCGCAAUUAUUGGAUAUCUUUGAAAAGUAUUAUUUUCCCUUGAAAUCACGUUUACGAGCAGCUAUGCGUGGAUUUAUAAUUGCAUUAUUACCGGCAUUGGAUGAGGAAGGAAGUGAAUUUUUUGACAAGGUCGUAGUGCUGAUGGAUCAUUUGUCGAAUACGGUCGAUCUUCCAUUCUUUUACAGUUGCAUGUGGCAUGUUAUGAUUGGUAAUCCCGGUUUGCGGCCACCUGCGCUCAAUUACUUGUUACGACGAUUACCCAAGAUAACAAAUGCAGAAGAGGUUGCGGUUGUUUUGGGAGGUGGCGAAUGUAUCAGUUACAUGGUCCGUGCAUUUGCUGCUACGCUAGGUGAUGCGCAAUUACUUGUGCAACGUGGCAUGCUAGAAUUACUCGUACAGAAUUUCGCAUUGAAGCACCGAACAAUACCACAUGACGAUCUUGUUGUACUUACGCGUUCGGCCCUAUCAAUUGUAUUGCGCAAAGACAUGUCCUUAAAUCGUCGAUUAUAUGCUUGGCUAUUGGGAGACGAGGGUACUUCACAAGCACAAAUGAAAUAUUUCAAUGCGUUCGGUGAAAAGGCAGCUACGCAAGCAGUACGAGGAUUAUUUUUCGCCACGACCAAUAAUAGUGCACUUUCAUCAUCGUCCUUACCACUACCAUUAUCGUCAUCAUCAGCAUCCGCUGCAGUAUCAACAUCAAAGCAACAACACCAUCAGCAAUUGCAGCAUAGCGAAGCGUAUAUUGUGGAAGCACAACGACCUUACAAGAUCCUCAUUUCAUUGUUGGACAAGUGGGAGAUUGGACAACCGAUUGUGCAAGGCAUCUUUACGGAUUCACUCGUCAGUCUGCAAACGCAAGUGCGUAAAGUUGAGUCAAGUGCAGAGAUUGUACAAACAGCGAAUAUGUGGAUGGAAAUGAUGGAGCCAUAUUUGAUUUGGAUGAAACUUUUUGCACUGUUUGAUGUAAACUUUCCCGACAAAUCUGGCGUGUUCAGGGCAUCCAAUUUGGAAACGAAUCUUAAAAAUCUUCAAUUGAUGGAGUUUACCUUGAAAUCGUACAAGUUUACGGAUGAAGAGAUUCGACAAAUGCAUUUGCCACUUGUUUUAUCGGCGAUGACACAGAAAUUACAGGAAUCGAUACGACAUCCAUCGUUUAUUGACAUGCUUCCAUUGGUCGACAAAUGCAUGCAAUUGAUUCAUACUAUUUUGGACAUGAUUCCAGAAAGCGCGUUUUGGGAUCGUCGAUCAUCGAAAAUGCCAGAAGCAGGAGGAGGAGGAGGAGGAGGAGGAGAAAACACAUCGGCAACAUCAGCAAAUCGAACCAAAGAGUUUCACAAUGGCAUGGAUGUGCUUGAAUAUACACACGAAUUUUAUGGCAUACGCACAAUUACCUCCGACCCAUCAAAACCAAACGGUCAUAACAGCAACAAUAGCAACAACAAUAGUGAUAACAUCAACAGUCAGAGUGACCGUAGUACUGCAGUUGUCAUCAAAGAGGCAGAAGACGAAGGCGAUCUUUCAAUAUCGACGGCAACAACAACAACAACAACCCACAGUUAUUCAGCAGAGAGUAACGGUGUCAAUGGUUUGACAACACAUAUCCUUGCAACGCGUCCACAAUACGGUCCCAUUCGAGGUUCGACAUUGGUAAAAGAAGUCAUGCAUCAACUGACGCAGUUUGUGUGUGGUAUUGUCACCAGUUAUAUCAUUCCACCCGAGAAAGAAGAAAGUAUUGGCGUGGAUGUCGGUAUGGAUGGCAAACGACUCCGUAGCAUUGAUGCACAGCUGGAAAAGGUGUUGCAUUCAGUAUGCUCUGCGCUUGUCGUGAUAGCCAAACGUGCAGACGAACGGUUUGUUUGGGACGAGAACGAAAAAUCACAGCUCACACAUACGUUACUCGAGUGUUGUGAGAAUGGACGAGAAUUUGGCGUGGUGGAUACUGGUUUAUCGACGUUGACGCAACUAAUGAAGAAACGACAUCGGUUUGUAAAAGAUGAUGCGCUCAAAAAGAGGACAGUAGCAAAACGAAUCAUGGACAAUUUGUGGGGAUUCUUGGCACCAGCAGCACCCUUAUUACAUAUGCGCACUGUACAGUUGAUAUGGCUGUUGACAAAGGCGACCCUACCACAUCAAAUCGAAACUGUCAUUUCAAGUUACUUGAUUACACACCAUGACGACAAUAACAACAACAAUGAACGAUUAUUGAACUAUGAAAAGUUUGGUAUUCUUUGGGAGUUCUCGGAAGACGUCUUGGAAACCGCCACGACAUUUGCACGACCCAUGUUUCUGAUUUUGGACUUGAUACAAGAAGGAGCAUCACCUGUGGACCGUCGUGUGGGCGAAACCUGGCUACGAUGUCAUUUACGUAGCUAUGUACGCGUGUUGGAGCCGUUUGUAUUGACCAUGCUAAGCAAGAACAUUAUUCGUCGACCUACUGAAAAAAAGAUCCCACAUGAGCAUCAAGUGCUCUAUAAUAAUAACACCAAUAACGAUAAUGCGGAACAAGUGGAUGCGAUUGUGUCGUAUUAUUUAUACAUGCGGCCCUUUGACACGGCGACCGUCGAAUACAUGUUCAAGCAUCUGAUUUCAUUGGUGAACUUUGGGUCGUUGGGGUUUCUCAAGACAUGCAAGAAUCAUCGAGUGGUGGCCGGUGCUGGAGGAGCAAUGCCUGAGUUGAUUGAAUCUUCUUUGGCAGAAGACACCGGACUAUCGUUCCUAGAACUACUGGUUCAGAUUUCACUAAGGUAUCUGGAGACCGAGCCAUGUGACAAGUACAAGUCAAGCAUGCUCAAGUCAGUGCGCAGUAUCCAACUGCAUGCAGCGGAGCUACUUUACCAGACGAUAUCGAAAUUGGACCAUGUUGAUAUGAAGCUGACACGACUGAUUCAAGAAAGCGUGCUACGCAAACUAUUAUUUUGCAUAUCGACCAGCGAUUUGGAACUGCAGCAAAAGCUACUACACUUGUUGCAUGCAACGAUGGCCAUCAUUGCAGCAGCAGCAGCAGCAGCAGCAGCAGCAUUCAACAAAACAGCAACAAACUCACCUGACCAUCGUUCUUCGUCCUAUCGUCGGAAAACCUCUGUGGAUAGUACUACGACGACGAUAACGCAACAGAAUGAAGCUGCACUCUUGGCACAAUAUGCAAGCGACGCCGUGCCUCGUGCUGCUGCAUCAUCAUCAUCUUCUUUAUCAUCGCAUCAUCAGCAUCAUCAUCCACCCGCAUCUAUCGCCCAAGCCAAUGCCAUUGAAGCCAUCGAUGUAGCCACUUGUACAUCCGCUUUGUUUGUGAAAUGUACGACGGAUGCGUUCAUGCUGACAAGCAAUCGACCCAUUCUACAACACUGGAUGGAUUUUGUGCUUGCUUCGUUACCGCAUAUGCGCGGUGGUUUCCGACAGAUGGUGAUUCCCAUCCUGAUGUGUGUCUGUGAACAAAUCACCAUGUGUCACACUGCUGUACGACUCUUGAUGCAUGGUGAUAUGGCGUCUCUAUCAGCGUCGUCCUACGCCUCAGAAUAUACCAGCAAGAAUAAAAACAACAACAAAAGACAUCAUCAUGGCCCUUAUCUACAAGAAACGAGCGCCGUCAUUGGUGGACCUGAGCAGGAUAUUUUGGUGUUUUUGAACGGUAUUGAAAAGAUCUUGUUAUUUUGUUUGAUGGACCGUACACUCAACGAUGACUGGCAUCCAACAACAACAACAACAACAACAAACGAUCAAUCACCCUUGUUACUACCCAUCCCUCGAGUCGCAGACAAUUCCACACUCAAGGGAUUCGCCCAACUCGUCCAUUCUGACGAGUUACUGGUUCGUAACAGCAACAACAACAACAAUACCACCAGAGCACGUGACAUUAUGCUGUAUCAUUUACCGAUUGUCCUCCACAUCUUACUCGAUGUGUGGCGCGUCUUUCGCCAACCGCAUUGGGAUAAAGAAACAUCUGCCGCACUUGGAGUUGCCAAGAUGGAUGCGGUACUACAAAGUUUUGCGUAUGCUGCAGAUCAUGUCAAGGCCCGACUCGAAACCAUCUUUGAACGUCUCUACAAGUAUUGUCCGCUCGAUUACAUUGAAGGCUUCACUGAAAUCUUUUUCAUGGAAAACCCCAUUGCUUUGGAAUAUGAAGCGUCACCGAAUCAUUUUGAUUUGAUGGCGAUUGAAGUCUUGUCCCAGACACCGACGAGCUCGCCACAUCAUAUCUUGUCGACUCUUUUGGAUGGUAUUCGUCAACGGACGCCCGGCAUGCAGGUCCAUCGCCGAAGACAUAUUCAACGUACUGGCAAAUUAACGGACACAUCGAUAUUACGGUUUGCGGAAAUAUAUUCCAGCAAUUUAUUGAAAACGGAUACCCUGGCUUAUUUAUGGCCAUUGAUGCACUCGUUUGCUAAAGACUAUCUGUCACAGGCACAAGCAUACAAAACCAUCUUUCCGGGCCUGUUGCGGUUCUUGACCGUAGCUGUGGAUGGACUGACACGAAAUUCUCGUGCGAGUGGUUCAGCAACGCCUACAUCAACAACAACAACCGGAGUGAUGGAAGACCGUAAAGCACGACGUGAUGCACAAGAUCUAUAUCAACGAUGUGUCGACUAUUGUAUAUUGAUUGCCGGACGAUCAUUUGACCAAGGAUUAUGGUUACGACGAUCCACCAAUGUAUAUGAUGGUGGUGGUGGUGGUGGUGGAUUAGGAGGGAGUGCUUUAGACAUCACCACUGCAAGUAAUCUCUCCACAACAGGAUUAGACGAUGGAUCACCAUCGACACCGACAGAUACUUUAUCUUUGUCAGACACCAUGAGCGAGCAUCAUCAUCAUCAUCAUCACAACAACAACAACAUUGUGCGCAACUUGUCCUCAAGCAAUGUGUCAGAAUUGGAAAAGAAGGCUAGUUGGAAAUCGCGUGAGGAUGUCAUGAUUGCUCAAGUCAAUGGAUAUCUCGCAACCACCGUCAUACCCAACUUGCCGCAAUUGAUUGGUGAUCAAGACAGAAUCAACUCGUUGCUUAAUAACCUGGUGUAUUAUGUCAUUGGGCCUGCUUUACGAACACGCGCAGUAUUCAGCAAAAUCGCAGUCAUACUCGAUCAGAUUUGCGAAAUGACACACUUGACAUUCAGUUACAAGACCUGGCGCAAAGAAGUCUGGGAAGUGUUUCUAGACAAUCGAUUUUUCUACAUGAGCGCGACGACGGCCAGAAAAUGGCGACAGAUCAUCCAAACCGUGUUUUCGUUGGAAAAAGAGACGCGAUUCACUGAAUUGAUGAGUCGAGUGACGACCUCGCCCACAUCCAACACGGCGUUCUUUACGACCAGCAAAGAUCAAGAAACAUUGAACCGUGCAUUGAACCUGCGACGCUUAUCAUAUGUCAUCUUUUGUGGCAACAAUGACCAAUAUGUGCCGCAAUUGCCAAUCAUUCAAGAAAAGCUCGUCGAACUGCUCAAAUUGGAUCACGGCGAAAUGGUCCAUGCAGAGAUUUAUCUUUGUUUGCGUAUCAUGUUGGUUCGGUUUUCUCAAAAGCAUUUGUUGAACUUUUGGCCUGUGCUUAUCACGGAAUUGAUGCGUCUCUUUAAUGCAUUCUUGUACAACAACGUGAACGAUCGUCCCGAGGAAGCACAGAUCGCACUAGCGGGAUGCAAAUUCUUGGACCUGCUCUGUGCACUCGAACUUGAUGCUUUCCAAAUAUACGAAUGGAUCUUUAUUCGAGACACAGUAGCCUCUUCGAUUAUUAACCAAUCCCAAAACAACAAAGAGCAAGCAGGACCGACACCCAUGAUGGAUAAGCUGAGUGAAAAGCUAGCAGAGACGAGUGACAGUGUCACUAGCCAGACACGAGCAGUCUUUGACGCGUUUCCCAACGACACCAUGACGAUGACGACGACGACGACAACAAGCGACUAUCGACCUAAUGCAAUGACGCCUAUUCCUUCGUUGGGACAAUUGAAAAGACCCAUGUUGACAAUGCGGAGUAUCAGCAGCAUCCAACAAUUGGCGUUUUUUGUCGAACAUGUUUCGUUGUAUGCAUACCAAUGUUCAUUUACCCUAGCCCAUCCGGAUAUGCCUUUCAUAGAGAGUUUGUUGCAAACAGACUUGUUAGAAGGCGAUAUCGAAAGUGAUUUUGCUUCUUCCUAGCUAGCCGUCCCCUCUAAAAUAUAAAAAAUUAAAAACGAGUGUUGUCAUGACAUCACGAUUACUGCGUUGUUCCCCCC